This is a messenger RNA of Vigna umbellata (rice bean), 465 nucleotides long. Its product is annotated as protein PLANT CADMIUM RESISTANCE 9-like. NCBI's taxonomy places the organism in Eukaryota, Viridiplantae, Streptophyta, Magnoliopsida, Fabales, Fabaceae. The record is from RefSeq and is a predicted model, not a curated record.
AUGUCCGAGGUUGAAGGUAAGAUAGCACAACAACGAAACAGCAAUGCUCCACCAACUGGGAAAUGGACAACUGGUUUAUACGAUUGCUUUGACGACAAAGGAAAUUGUUGUUUUACGUGGGUCUCUCCUCAUGACGCCUUUGGUAGUAAUGCGGAAAUUAUAGAUCAAGGAAGAACAUCUGCUAUACGUGCACGUUUGAUAUUUUUUGGGCUUGGCCUUUUGGGAUUGGGAUGCUUAUAUUCAUACAAAUUCAGAAUCAAGCUAAGAUCUCUCUACAACUUACCUGAAGAACCAUGCUCAGAUUGUUGCGUUCACUCUUGUUGUUUACUUUGUGCUAUCUGCCAAGAGCACAGAGAACUUAAAAACCGUGGAAUUUACCCCUCAACAGGUUGGAAGGCAAACGAGGAAAGAAUGAAAAAAGCUAACCUGGAAGCUCCACGUGUUGCAUCAGCCAUGACUCGUUAG